This is a messenger RNA of Oryzias melastigma (Indian medaka), 3495 nucleotides long. It is a transcript of the gene ehd2b, whose product is annotated as EH-domain containing 2b. NCBI's taxonomy places the organism in Eukaryota, Metazoa, Chordata, Actinopteri, Beloniformes, Adrianichthyidae. Gene Ontology annotation, cellular component: cytoplasm; plasma membrane. The transcript has 7 exons. The coding region runs from base 1025 to 2665 and encodes 546 amino acids. The record is from RefSeq and is a predicted model, not a curated record. Gene Ontology annotation, molecular function: protein binding; calcium ion binding; GTP binding. Gene Ontology annotation, biological process: endosomal transport; endocytosis.
AAAAGAUUUUUUAGAAUCAUUUGUUUGCCAUAUUUAUUUUUAUCAAAUUUGUUGCAUUUGCAUCUUGAGAACUUUUAUGUUCUCCAUUUAAUGGAUGGAGUUGAUUGCCUGUUUGAGGGCUAAAAAGGUGAGUGUAAAAGUCCCGGUCUGGGUGUGUUCUCCAGCCAGCAGGUGGUGCAUGGAGGUUGAGUCAGAGCUGCAUGUUUUGCGGCUGAAAAGGCUCAUGAAACUGGGAGCAGAUUUUAAGCAGAUGGGAGGGAAAAUACAGUCAUUAAACGAAGAUGCUGCAAAUUAGCAAAAAAUAAAAUAUCCAAAAACAUGGAGGACAUCAUAUGAUUUGCAACAUGGAAACAUGACACAAUGGUGGUCUGUCAUUCUGAGGCAGGAACAGCUCCACCCAUAUUAUUUAUUCACAGUGCCCCCCUGCUCCCCCGGGUCCACGCCCUCCAGUUUGCUCAUCCCUGCCUGCACACUCUUUCUGUGCUGCCCAGAGCUGCCAGGCAUUCCUGCAGGAGGAGGUCUGUGUCAUUACAGGAGAAAGGGGGAGAGUCAUCAGUGCUCUUACAGCGAGCGGGCUGAGGACUCCUGGCAGAUCUGCAGCUCAUCUGAGAUGUAUUAAACCCUGGAGAAGAAGGACCCUCUGUGAUCUGGCUGCACUGACGCUCCUCAGAGAGAUCCGAUUUGCUGCCUGAGGUACACCCUACAUGUAGCAGCGUCUCCUACAGCAGCCAAAAUAUUUUCCAGGCGCCACAAGGCAACACUGGAGAAGGAAAGCUCGAAGGAAACUCCAUGAGAACUUGGAGUUGGAAUCUGCUUUCAGGGAAAAACCCCUGACUUCAAUCGAGAACUGGGUCCUGUAAUUCCUGCUGGUGUGAGCAGAGAAGAUUUCAAGGGCAAGUGAGAAGCUUUCACAUAAAUACAGGAAACACCUGAAGGUUUUUCCAGAGUUCCGCUGCCGGAAAAACAGACAAGAGGCAAAGCUGACUCUAAAUUUUUGGAAGAAGUUCAUAAAAAGUCGAUCACCAUGUCACGCUGGGGGAGAAAGAAUGUGAAGAAGGCGCCUGAGGUGAUCCGCACCGUAACAGAGGGGCUGAAGUCUCUGUACCGGAAGAAGCUGCUGCCUUUGGAGCAGUACUAUGGUUUCCAUGACUUCCACUCUGCCAGUCUGGAAGAUGCAGACUUCGACAACAAGCCCAUGGUCCUGGUGGUGGGGCAGUACUCGACCGGAAAGACGACAUUCAUCAAGUAUCUACUGGAGCAGGACAUUCCUGGGAGUAGGGUGGGACCAGAACCCACCACUGACUGCUUCACCGCCAUCAUGCAUGGGGAGGUGGAGGGCGUCAUUCCAGGGAAUGCCCUGAUCGUAGACCCCAACAAGCCCUUCCGCAAACUCAACCCAUUUGGAAACACCUUCCUGAACAGAUUCCAGUGUGCGCAGAUGCCCAACCAGGUUCUGGAGAGCAUCAGCAUCAUCGACACGCCAGGAAUCUUGUCCGGGGCCAAGCAGAGAGUGAGCCGAGGUGAGAGACUCAAGAAAGGUUAUGACUUCCCGGCUGUGCUGCGCUGGUUUGCCGAGCGCGUGGACCGCAUCAUCCUGCUGUUUGAUGCCCAUAAACUGGAGAUCUCUGAUGAGUUCUCUGAGGCCAUCGGGGCCCUGAAGGGCAACGAGGACAAGCUCCGCGUGGUGCUCAACAAGGCAGACAUGGUGGGCACCCAGCAGUUGAUGAGGGUGUACGGCGCGCUGAUGUGGUCUUUGGGGAAGGUGUUUGGCACUCCGGAGGUUCUGCGCGUCUACAUCGGCUCCUUCUGGUCAGAGCCGCUGAUGGUGACGGACAACCGAAAGCUGUUUGAGCUGGAGGAGGAGGACCUCUUCACCGACAUUCAAAACCUUCCUCGCAACGCAGCUCUGCGCAAACUCAACGACCUGGUCAAGAGGGCCCGCCUCGUCAGGGUCCAUGCCCACAUCAUCAGCUAUCUGAAGCAGGAGAUGCCGUCUGUGUUCAGGAAGGACAACAAAAAGAAGAAUCUGAUCCAUCAGCUGCCGGUCAUUUUCUCCAAGAUCCAACUGCAGCACAACAUUUCUCCUGGAGACUUCCCAGACUGUGCAAAGAUGCAGGAGCAACUGAUGGUUCAUGAUUUCACCAAGUUCAAAACCUUGAAGCCAAAUCUGAUGGCAGCUUUGGACGAGCUGUUGUCCUCUGACAUCGCCAAGCUAAUGCCCCUCCUGAGGCAAGAAGAGCUGGAAGCCGGCGACCAGCCAGGAGUGCAGGGUGGCGCCUUCCUGGGAACCAGAGCCGGGCCUUUCAACGAGGGUGAUCCUUUCGCCGAGGAGAACGGCGAGGAAUGCGAGGAGGAGGAAAACUGGGUGGUGACCAAAGACAAGCCUAAAUACGACGAAAUCUUCUACAACCUCGCCCCCAACGAGGGCAAACUGAGCGGCAACAAGGCCAAAGACUGGAUGGUGAGCUCCCGCCUGCCCAACUCGGUGCUAGGUCGCAUCUGGAAGCUGUCGGAUGUGGACCGCGACGGCAUGCUGGAUGAUGAAGAAUUCGCCCUGGCCAGUCACUUGAUUGAGGUGAAGCUGGAGGGCCACGGCCUGCCGCCCGAGCUGCCCAACCGCCUGGUCCCCCCGUCCAAACGCAGGCAGAAGGGCUCGGACGCGUAAAGCAGCUGCAGCUCUCUGCUCUCCGUCACACUCUUGCAGCUUUUCCUCAGACUCUUGUUGACUAAACAGACCGAGUUCCAUGUGUGACUGAUUUAAAGACCCACUCCAAUCCUCUUUUGAUCCAUUUUCAAAGCGUUCCCAGUAGUCUUUGCCUUAUGAUAAUACCGAUUUAGCCAAAAUCAUAAAAUCCUGUGCGUUGUCUUGGACAUAGUUUCUGCAGAGCGGCAGGAGUUCAUUAGGCUGCAUUCACACCAAACUUGAUUUGCGCAUCCAGUUGAAAUGUUAAGUCACGUGAUCAGAGGUCCUGUGGCGCUGCUUGAGUAUGGGGUGUGGUGCAUUAGUGAGAGUUCAAAAAUCUGAACUUGGGUGAGGAUGAAGCAUUAACCAAUCAGGGACUCAGCUUUGAGAACAUGAUGUGUUCAAUAGCUCAAUCAGUGGGUGGAGUCCAAAUCCAACAUGGAGGGGGUACUGAUCUUUCUCGUCUUAAACUUAAUUAUAUUUUUCCUAUCUAUAUCUAAACAAUAAUAAAGAGAUCCUCUAAUUUUAUUUUUCGGUGUAAAACUCUGCCAAACCACCUGUAAGAAACUAUGGUGACCCCUGAUGGGAUGUGCAGAAAGGUGAACAACUGCAUUUAUAUUUUUUUCCCUCCAUGGACUAAUGUGGGACAACAAGUCUUCAAACUGGAUCAAAUAGAGAUAGAAAGACCGCUGAAAGCAGCCAUCAAUCAAACACAGCUCCUGCAGCAGGAGUGAAGCUCACCAUCCCGGGAGAGUCUCUGAAUGAUCUCAUGAACCCAGACAUGGAGACGUGAUUACAGAUGCUCUUCAAAA